Drosophila hydei is the source of this 4281-nucleotide messenger RNA. RefSeq lists its product as uncharacterized. Gene Ontology annotation, molecular function: protein binding. The record is from RefSeq and is a predicted model, not a curated record. The coding region runs from base 372 to 3635 and encodes 1087 amino acids. NCBI's taxonomy places the organism in Eukaryota, Metazoa, Arthropoda, Insecta, Diptera, Drosophilidae. The transcript is spliced from 16 exons.
GUUUUUAAUUAAGUGAAAAAAUUAAAGCAACAACAAAAAGGAUUGAAGCCAAGCUAAGUAAAGAACACAAAAAUCAUUACACAGCCAACAAGAACAACAAGCACGGAAAGUGUCACCAACACACGUACAUAAAGCCAGCAAAUCAUUUGGUCCGCUCUUCUGUGUGUGCGUGUGUGUGAGUGUGUGUAUAUUUGAAAUUAUGUUUGCAUAAAGCGAAGCAAAUUUAUUUGCAUUUUUUAUGCCCAUGUAGCCGCUCUCCACCUGUACAGUACCACAUACCACACACCACAUACAUAGAGAAUUGACGUGUUACAUUUACAUUUGCCAUUUGGCACAGUGAGUGAAUAAAACAAAGGAGACAAGCAACCAAAAUGGAGUCCAACACAAUGAAAUGCACACCGCUCAUUUUGUGCCUGCUCAUUGGCACUCUGCAUCUCAAUGGCAUCGAAGCACACGAGCAUAGCGAUGGCUACAGGCCAGAUGGGGAUAUUCUGCGAGUUCUUGUUAAUAAUUCGGCUCAAAUUAAAUGCGAUGUGGGCUCCAGCUUACCAGAAGACAAAGUCCUGCUGGUUGUUUGGUACAAAAACAAUUUGCCCAUUUACAGCUAUGACACACGUGGCGCUCACGCAGGCACGCCUUCGCAUUGGAGAGAUGAGGAAGUACUUGAAGAUCGGGCUGUCUUUCGCACUCACAAGGAACCCGCGGAAUUGAUUAUAAAUCCGGUGAAGGAAAAGGAUGCGGGCAAUUUUCGCUGUCGCGUGGACUUUAAGCUAUCGCAAACCAGGAACAGCAACGUCAACUUGGAAGUCGUGGUGCCCCCACAGCAACCGAAUAUUUACAAUGAGCGUCGCAUGCGCAUCGAUUCCCGUGCAGGUCCCUACGAGGAGGGCGGCAGCCUGGAAGUGACCUGCGUCGUCUAUGGCGGCUCGCCGCCGCCUACUGUCACCUGGCUGAUGAAUGGACAGCUGCAGAAUAGCGUCGUCGAUUACACCUACGACGGCACCAUCAACAGCAAAUUGGUGGUGCGCAACUUGUCUCGCAUCCACCAGCAUGCGGUCUACACGUGUCAGGCGAGCAAUUUCCACAAGAAAUACGUGGCCACCAACAUAACUAUUGAGCUCUAUCUGCGCCCACUUCUGGUAGAAAUCAGCUUCAACAAUCAGCCCAUGUCAGCUGACCGUAAAUACGAGAUUGAGUGCCAGGCAAUUGGAUCAAGGCCGCCGGCAAAAAUAACCUGGUGGAUGGGCAACCUGGAGAUGCACGGCCAUAGCCAGAAGGUCACCGAGGAUGGCAAUGCAAGCACCUCUAUACUUACGAUAACCCCAACGCGGGAGGAUCAUGGUAAGGCGUUGUCCUGUCGCGCCACCAACGAACUGGUGCGCAAUGGCAUACGAGAGACGGCCAUGAAAUUGAAUGUGUUCUUUAUACCCACCUUGCAACUGGACCUGGGCUCAAAUCUAAAUCCGGAGGAUAUCGAGGAAGGCGAUGAUGUUUAUUUCGAAUGUAAAGUGCAUGCAAAUCCUGCUGCUUAUAAAGUCGUCUGGAAGCAUAAUCACCAAAUCAUUCAGCAUAAUCAGCGGGCUGGUGUCAUUGUGAGCAGCGGAGAUCUGGCGCUGCAGGGCGUCACCCGUCACCAGGCUGGGAACUACACGUGCACCGCCUCCAACGUUGAGGGCGACGGCGAUUCGAACAUAGUCGAGCUGAAAGUGAUGUAUAAACCAAUUUGCCGGCCUGAUCAAAAGAAAAUCUAUGGCGUGGCCCGCAGCGAAUCAGCUGAAAUCGUGUGCGAAGUAGACGCCUUUCCGCCACCCGAGAACUUCAAGUGGUCCUUCAACAACACCGCGGAGACCUUCGAUAUGCCUCAAAGCGGCUUCCGGCCCCAUUCGGCGCAGGGUUCCACGCUCACCUAUACGCCGGUUAAGGAAAUGGACUUUGGCACCAUCAUGUGCUGGGCGGACAACAAUGUGGGCCAACAAAAGGAGCCCUGCGUAUUCCAUUUGAUAGCCGCGGGAAAGCCGGAAGCUCCCACCAAUUGCACCGUGGUCAAUCAAACGUCCGAUUCAUUGGAGGUCUAUUGCCUCGAAGGUUUUGAUGGUGGCAUGCGUCAAUGGUUCAUGAUGGAAAUCUACGAUCAACACAGUGGCAUCCUUCAGGCCAAUAUCAGUGCCAAGUUUGCGGUGUUUAGCGUCAGCGGCUUGGAUGCGGGUCGUCUAUUUCGUAUCUAUAUCUAUGCUGCGAAUGGACGCGGCCGCAGCGAACCCGUACCCGUGGAUGGAUACACUCUGAAGGCGGUCGAGAAGCAAACUGUUGCAUUGACUUCGUACAAGGGCAGCAGCCAGGGCACUAGCAGCUUUGAGCUGACACCCAUCCUAUCUAUUGGCAUUUUUGUGGGCAUUCUGGUGGCUCUGAUCUGCAUCGGAAUUGGCACCAUUGCGGCGUUGAAGCUGCGCUCGCACAAGCAUCAACAGCAGCAGAAGUUCGCACAUUCGAAUGCGAAAUUCUCACGUCCGGGCAAUUUGCAAAUUAAGGAUAAGAUCUCAUUGCCAUUGAGCCACUCCGAGGAGAUGUACGACGAGAAGAAUCCUGAUGUCGUUCCCUACAACGAGGUUGAUGGCGAAUAUAAACAAAAAUCAGCAACACAAACGCCAUCGGGACAUCUUUCAACAACCAGCGAGGCGGAAAUCAGCUGCAAGCCAGGCGCUACAGCUGGCGUCGGCGCUACCGUUGGCGCAAGCUGCUCAACAGACAGCGGCGCUUAUCAGAGCAGCAAGGACGAUGAGCUGCACUAUGCGGAACUUUCGUUGAACAGCGCCAGCACCUCCAAGAAAAGCCAACCCGUUUUGCCAAUCCAACAGCAGAAGCAGCCACAACAACAGCAAAAGCAAAAGCAGCAGCAGCAGCCGCAGCAAUCGCAGUCGCAGUCGCAGUCGCAGUCGCAACCAGUCAUGGGUGGCACCUUGCCACAUGGAUCGAGUAUGCGCAAGCUGUUGCCCAACAUACCGGCCACGGCAACGCUGCAGCGCCAUAAGCCAAAUGCGGGCGGACUGCAGAAUCCGCAUCAGCAUGCACCGCCGCAUUCGUACGACUAUUUCGAGGAGCCCACGAUAUAUGCACAGAUUGAUGCAUAUAAGACACGGGCCGGUGCUGCAGCUGUCAUGCAGGUGGACACAGCGACUGGAUCGGCAUUUGGGCCAUGCGUCUCAUCGCCAGGAUCGCAAGGGACGCCCUCAACCGUGUCUCCGGGCACGGUGCAAAUGUAUACGUUGCCCUCCCAUCCCGGUGGCUAUCACACGCUGCCGCAUAAUCACCAUCAGCAGCAGCAGCCGCAAAACUCCGCCUCCAUGAUGCAAAUGAUGCAUCAACAGUUGCAGCAUCAUCCAGCUGGCAACAUGCCCAUGCCACCUUCCUACCAGCAACAUCAGCAGCAACAGCAACAGCAACAACAGCAGCAGCAGCAACUGGCACACGGCCAAAUGCUCGUCUCGAGCAAUAGCAGCGGACUGGCCUCAACGGCAGCCAUAGCCAGUCCCAGCAGCUCCCUCUCCGGCCUCUCAGGCGUGGGCAAGUCCUACUCACGCGAAAUAGUUACAGUCCGUACUCCAUUAAUGUACUCGCAGCAGGAGAGCUGCGUCUAAGCCCAGAUCCUGUGCAAUUGUGAGCUCCUUGAGGUUUGUGUCUAGGCUAAGCGUUGCCAAACAAAGCGAAUUGAAAGCUAAAAUUUGAACUGUAAACUAAAUCUUCAAGCAUUGUAUUACUUAAACAUACAAAAAUGAUAGGCGGACCGCCAUUUGCCAGUUUUCCCCAUUUACGAAUAAAACGAAGCCGAAUAACUCCAUACUUAUAACUUAUAAUUAAAUAUUUAAGAGCAUGCCGUAAAUUCGAUUAUGAAGCCACAUAGAUAAGGGCAACCAUAAAACUUGACCGCAGAGCUACGAAACGUUACCAAUGCACAUAUUAAUAACAUUUCUUUGCCAGCAUACUGAAUAGUGGAAAACAUGUUACUGUAAUUUACAACAAAUGAAAAUUAAUACCAAAACUUCAUAAGUAAAUUGUGGGUAAUGCAUACUGAUACUGACUGAGCUACACAGCUUUGCUACAUAUUUCGUUCACUCUUGUUUCAUACAGAAAACCAACUCUGCAACAGCAGCAAAUAAAAUGAACUCCAAUUGAAAACGCAUCACAAAAAUGUUCCUUCCUUACAGUAAGUACUCACACAUGACAGCCACAGACGACAGCCAACAAAACCAUAUAUUUAUCUAAAAAUUAAUAUCAUAAAUGCAA